This is a messenger RNA of Rana temporaria (common frog), 1008 nucleotides long. RefSeq names its product NME/NM23 nucleoside diphosphate kinase 3 (gene NME3). Gene Ontology annotation, molecular function: nucleoside diphosphate kinase activity. The coding region runs from base 61 to 570 and encodes 169 amino acids. The transcript has 5 exons. The record is from RefSeq and is a predicted model, not a curated record. NCBI's taxonomy places the organism in Eukaryota, Metazoa, Chordata, Amphibia, Anura, Ranidae. Gene Ontology annotation, biological process: CTP biosynthetic process; UTP biosynthetic process; GTP biosynthetic process.
UCCCGAGUAUGCCGGUUUGGGUGACGUGCGCGGCCCCGGCUCUUCCUCGCUCCUCUCGCCAUGAUCUGUUUGAUGCUGACCAUCUUCGCGCACAUCUUCCCCUCAGCAUGGACGGGGGUUAAUGAGCGCACAUUUUUGGCCAUAAAGCCGGAUGGGUGUCAGCGGCGUCUGGUCGGAGAGAUCAUCCGGCGAUUCGAGAAGAAGGGCUUCAAACUGGUGGCCAUGAAGAUGAUGCGGGCAUCGGAGGCUCUGUUGAAGGAGCAUUACUUUGACCUUCGAGACCGUCCAUUCUACCAGCGUCUGGUAAAAUAUAUGGGCUCUGGACCGGUGAUUGCCAUGGUCUGGCAGGGGCUGGAUGUAGUGAAGACUGCGCGUGUCAUGAUGGGGGAGACCAACCCAGCUGAUUCCCUGCCUGGUACCAUCCGAGGGGAUUUCUGUAUAGAUGUCAGCAGGAAUGUCAUACACGGCAGCGACUCCACAGAGAGUGCGCAGCGCGAGAUCGCCCUGUGGUUUAAGGAUGACGAGCUGGUCUGCUGGGAUCACAGCGCUGAGAGCUGGAUCUAUGAGUAAUCUUUUAAGGAACAGAGAAAUUGGAGUACCAGGUGGAUUGUUCUCAUUAGAAAUAACACAAAAAAAAAGUGGAAAAACUUGAAUGUAAGGCAAAGUUAAGGGGGUUACAAUUUGUAAAUUUGGUUCCUGAGGGGCGUCUGCAAGCACUUAAACUUUCCGUCCAAUCAGAAUUUAUCCAAGGUAGGAAAUUGUUGCCACUAUUGUACCUCUAGCUCUCAUAAUACAGAGAUUAACCCUUUCUUGUAAAAGAUAAAAAAAAUAAUUGUUGCAUGGUGCAAAGACACACUACAUGGCACUGUUACUGCACUGGCAUUAAUAAAAUUUACAGGGGUUAGUCCUGCUGAUUGCCCCCCCACUUACUCCAAUAGUAGUGACUUGUUAGCAAUAUGAAUAAAAGGAAAAUCGGCACAGCUUUAACCUUUUGUGACCUUCACAUAA